Lactuca virosa is the source of this 627-nucleotide messenger RNA. The record is from the annotation of a GenBank genome assembly. Lineage: Eukaryota; Viridiplantae; Streptophyta; Magnoliopsida; Asterales; Asteraceae.
CUUAUUCCUUCUGUUCCUAUUAUACUGUGUUAAAACAUGGAGCGAACUUCACUGAAGAUAGUUUUCUUUGUCGCAUUAUUGCUUUCCCUCUCUUGUCUGCAGAUGUCAUGCGCUUUCCCUGAGAGAGAACACGUAGCCACCCCUCAAUCUCUGUCUAAAAGCAAUGGUGAAAACAUGAGCGAACGUGUGGUUCCCAUACAUUGUUAUCCGGUAACAAAAUCUGAUGUGGCAUUAGUAAUUAAUUUAUCUUUAUUGUUUGGUACUGUGAUGUGUGUGAUGCGUAUGGGAAGCUUCCAGCUCAUCUCCAUCUCUAUCUUCCUGCCUGAACAUGUUACCCCUAUCCCUUUGUUAUCUUUUUCUCUUCCCAAGACAACUGUUCCUGUUUCUUCUUUCUUCCGACUGUGUUCAUCGGAAAUUCUCCCCACCAAAGAACCGCCACCAAUCUCUUACUGUCUAACCUCAAAAAUCCAAGUCUGGUGUGGAGAAAUGGAAGAGAUUUUAGAACUUCCAUCGCGAUUUUUAACCGAAGUGGUCAGUUCAACGGUGAGAAGCCACCUGAAGAUGGUCCUUUGGUGUCUUGGAGCUUUGAAAGUCGGAAAACUUGAGCGAGACCUGGACAUGGUGUGA